CGUGACGUCAUGCGAGGCGGGCGUUUUCAAAUCGCUGCGCGGCCGGCGGCGGGGAUGGCGGUGCUACGGCCCUUCGAUAAGCUGCCGGAGCUCAACACCGCCACCAUACUGCUGGUGGGCGCGGAGGGCGGCUCGCUGCAGCAGCUGGCCGAGGACAUGCUGCGAGAGAAGAAGGACUUCAACAUCAACAUCCACCUUGCAUCAUCCCUCCCCUUACCUUCAGAGAGGGAUCACCUUCGGCCCAGGAUAGAUCUGAUUGCAUUUGUUAUUGACAUCAAGAGCAAAUACAGCUUGAAGAAUAUUCAAGCUUCACUAGCUUAUGUGGAUGUCAGAUUCUUCCUGGGGAAAGUGUGCUUCCUUGUCACCGGGGUUGGCAGGGUGAAUAACUGCAGCGUAGAGACGAAUGCUAUCUGGAAACUGGGAGAAGACUACUGCAGUCCUGUGAUAUUCUGUGAGCUGGAGCUGGAAGGGAUACGAGUUGCCACCGCUCAGCGACUUCUCCGGAUGUUACAGAUCUGUGCUGGUCGCGUACCAGGAGUUUCUGCCUUGUACUUCAGCUUGCUGAUGAGGAACUCUGCUGGUGAUUAGCCUCUUGAUGAGAAAAUUUAUCCAGAUUCAUCAUUUUUCUUUACUUCCAGGCGUCUGAGCUGCUGCAGUUGGAAUCGCACUGGGAAGCUUUCUUGCCUGAUUUGUUGCAACCACUCAUCCAGAGCUGUUUGUAGUUGCUAGUCUAUCAAAAAAUCUUGAUUCCUAUUGAGUGAAUAAGGUGUAGGUGAAGAGAGGAUAGUUUGAAUUAGGGAUCCCUAUCUGUUAUUACAUUUGAAUGCUGUUGUGUGAUGGAUUUUUGGAUUUCGGCCACUUUGCUAGUGGCCAGGAGCUGCAUGUUCUCCUGAUAUUCUCUCGGUAAAACAGGCCACUAUCCCAGAUGCUGCUUAUCAUGGUUGAGAGUCUUAAUUUCUGUAGGCAGCAGGUGUGGCAGCAGGCUUCUGCUUCCUCUCAACAGAAAUAUAGCACCUUGGACUACUGCAGAACCUCACUGCAGAGUUUGUUUCCCCACUAAGAGAGUAACAAGGAAGAAAGGCAGUCCUGCAGCUUCAAGAUAUACUGCAAUUGGCAGUUAAUGAUCCAGCUGUGUGAGCAUCUGCCCGCUGAAGGCCUCAGCGUUCCUGUGCCUGGUACAUAACUAGGGAGGAAGGGACCAAAGAAGAUAAUCUAGCACUUUAGCUUUCUUUUACAUCUUUAGAGAAAAAGGCGCUAUCUAUCUCUUAAGCCCAAGAUAAUGUGAUUUGAACAGCUGUGGACUGUACUGCUGCAAGUCAGCUCCUGCAAACCAAGGAGAGAUUUUCUGAAGAUGUCAAACUUUCUGUGAGUUGAGAAAUGAGGAGGGCUGUAAUAGAGUGUGGCAGUACCUGGGUUUCAGCCCUUACAGGCAGGCCAUAGUAGGAGAAACUUGCAGCUGCUAGUGGAAAUCAGCCAGAAUUGUUUUAUUUUAUUUUUUUUUCUUCUCCUCUCAUGCUCCCAAAGAAUCAAAUCUAAGAGUAAUGGAAGUUGCUGGCCUCCAGCAAGCCUCUGCAAAUUGGGCAGUUCAGCUUCAAAGAGCUGCAGGACCGCACUCAUCCCUCCAGCAUCUGUAGGGCUGAGGCUCUGUGCUCUGGGGCCAACCAGAGAUGAAAGCCAACUGGACUAUAGCAGCAUACUGGAAACACACAGUAUCUCUUGCAAGUUGGGCAUAUGAUGUGUACAAUUUUUUGACUAAUAGCUUCCUAUCAGCAGUAACUCAUACCUUAUUCUUACUGCUAGUCAAUAGUGUGUUUUGGAUUUUUAUAUUAAUAAAAUAUGUAGUAUUUAUUUA
Messenger RNA from Numida meleagris (helmeted guineafowl), 1852 nucleotides. It is a transcript of the gene CENPM, whose product is annotated as centromere protein M. The transcript has 6 exons. The record is from RefSeq and is a predicted model, not a curated record. Bases 10 to 588 code for a protein of 192 amino acids. NCBI's taxonomy places the organism in Eukaryota, Metazoa, Chordata, Aves, Galliformes, Numididae.